ACAUAUUUUUAUAACGGCAAGAGAAUUAAAUCGAUCCUUUUAGUCAAGAAAACGCAGCGGAAUGGUACCAUGAAACAUCGAAUUUUGUAUGAAAACCUUUGAAGUGGAAUUGAAAUGAUUAAUGAAACAGCUGAGCAAUUUUUGAAUGAGGAGCCCGAAGCAGAUACGAGUGUACAACUAAGUUGUUUUUCUCCGAUAAAGAACGCUUUCAAGUCAAUGACCGUGCGACCGGCGAAACGCGUUGAAUUUAAUAGCUCUCAGUCGUCUCUUAGUUCAACGCAUGGGAAGCUUUUGAAGGAUGGCAUUAAACAAGACGACUGCAGCUGCUUCUUUUACCGUUUCUGGUCACGAGUAAAUACGGGAAAUGAUGGCAAACACGAAGAUUUGAAGAACAAGAAAUACCAUCCGUCUAAGACGGAAACGAAUUCUUUUUAUAAAUGUAUGUAUUUCUCCCAUAAGUAGAUACACUACACUUUUUUCAAUCGAUACAAUAGCAGAUAUAGAAUCAUUAUUUGUGGACAAAGUUGAAUUUGAAUUUCAUUGAAAAAUUUCAAUAGGAUUGAAUUAAACAAGAA
Molecule: messenger RNA, 575 nt
Organism: Xenia sp. Carnegie-2017
Lineage: Eukaryota; Metazoa; Cnidaria; Anthozoa; Malacalcyonacea; Xeniidae
Exons: 3
Coding region: 115-462 (115 amino acids)
Source: RefSeq, a predicted model, not a curated record